Molecule: messenger RNA, 7038 nt
Organism: Tachysurus vachellii
Lineage: Eukaryota; Metazoa; Chordata; Actinopteri; Siluriformes; Bagridae
Gene: btbd7
Product: BTB (POZ) domain containing 7
Exons: 11
Coding region: 590-3616 (1008 amino acids)
Biological process (GO): morphogenesis of a branching epithelium
Molecular function (GO): protein binding
Source: RefSeq, a predicted model, not a curated record
GCGUGCGCGAGCUCAUGCACUCGGUUUGUCAGCUGCGCGCGACACACAGAGAGACGCUGUGAGGUGAAAUGCUAAGCUAACGGUGUAGCUCCUGUAGCUGUGAACAGUUACACACCGCUUUACCAGCCGAGUUUAAACCCCGAGCUGAGACGAGACGACGUCAACACACGGGGAAUCACGAGGGUGUUUAAUAACGUCAACAUUUCCGUGUGUUAACAUAAAAGAGAAGUUUUAUCGACGGGACUAAAGCACUUUAGUUAGCUAGCUCGAGCUCGAGCGCUAAUCGUUAGCCAAGCUAGCUCACUGAGGGGGGGAAAAGUAGCGACGUGUUCACCUUUAUCCCCUACCGUGGAUUAAUGAGCGAGUUUUCAACCAUUUAGAUAUUAAAGAAGGAGUUUAUCAAUCUUUCUGGGUCGGAAACCUGACCUGAGACACACAUAAACGCACACACAAAGAGGAAUGGCUGAAGGUGCUCCGGUGUCUCCUCGUCUCCUCGGGCCUGAGCGAGCGAAGCUGUGAGCCGGGCGGAAUGAUUUAGCAGGGUGGCACCAACCUUGCACGUCAAUACAGAAGGAGGAAGAGGAAGAAGAUGGGGGUUAAUGCCUCCAGCUACCCUCACUCGUGUUCCCCUCGAAUCGGGGGACAUUCACCCACCCAGCAGACCUUCAUAGGCACAUCCUAUGCACCCCAGGGCUAUGGAGUUGAGUCAAAGCUCUACAGCUUGGAUCAUUGCCCAGAGAAACCUCAGGACAAGAAAAAGAAGAGCUCAAGCCUGGCCACGCUGAAGAGGCGCUUCAUUAAGCGGCGUAAGGCAAGUCGUUCAGCUGAUCAUGCACGUCACAUGAGGGAUCUGCUCUCAGGCUGGGACGUCCGCGACGUCGCCGCCCUGGUGGAAGAGUAUGAGGGUACGGCCGCACUCAAGGAGCUCAGUAUGCAAGCGUGUCUGGCCCGCCCCGAUGCUCGCACACUGCCCCAGGACCUGGCCUCUCUUUACCAGCACAAAUACUGCACGGACGUCGAACUUGUAUUUCAGGACACACGCUUCGCCGCUCACCGAGCCGUCCUGGCUGCACGCUGCCCCUUCUUCAGGACACUGCUGUCCUCAUCACCUGGGUACAGCACACAGCUGCUCCUGGAUGUGGGCACAGCAGGGAUGGAUGCCUCCAUGUUCUCAGCACUGCUGCGUUACCUGUACACCGGGGAGCUGGGAGCCGAAGACACCCGCCUGCACAAUGUGGACGUCCUGUUGCGGCUCAGCGAGGAGUUCGGGACGCCCAGUUCGCUGGAGACGGACAUGCGUGAACUACGCCAGAGAAUGUGCUACUACGACUCGGUGCUCUGCUUCUCCUCCGACUCAGAGCCAGAUAAACCUUUCGUAGCAGACAUGAGUGGAGAGGAGGAGGAACUGAAGGCCCAUAAGGCUGUGCUGGCGGCUCGCUCGCCGUUCUUCCGGAACCUGCUGCAGCGGCGCGUGCGUACAGCCGAAGAGGAGACCACGCCCGCACGCAUCGUCCUAAACGAGUCCAUCAUCCCGCGCAAGUACGCCGGCGUGGUGGUGCACUGCAUGUACACGGACGUGGUGGAGCUGGAGCGCGUGGUGCGGAGCAGCCCCUCGGCCGGCAGUCUAGGUGAAGCUCAGGCUUUAGCCGCGGGGAAGGGAAGCAUGAGCAGAGCUGAGGAAGCCAUGGAGCUGUACCACAUUGCACUGUUCCUGGAGUUCAGCAUGCUCGCACAGGGCUGUGAGGACAUCGUGGUGGAGAGCAUCUCUCUGGACUCUGUGGUUCCCGUCCUGAAGUGGAGCUCACAGCCGUAUGGCUCCAAGUGGGUCCAUCGUCAGGCCUUGCACUUCCUGUGUGAGGAGUUCAGUCACGUGAUGAUAUCAGACGUCCUGUACGAACUGAACAAGGAGUAUCUGCUUGGGGUCAUCCAGUCUGAUUACCUGCAGGCCAGUGAGCAGGACGUCUUAAAAUACGUGGUGAAGUGGGGAGAACACCAGCUCAUACGGAGGAUGGCUGAUCGAGAGCCCAACCUGCUCAGCGGCACGGCCCACAGUGUGAAUAAGCGCGGAGUGAAGAGGCGGGAUCUGGACGUGGAGGAACUGAAGGAGAUUCUGUCCCCUCUGCUGCCUUGUGUGCGCACUGAACACAUUCUGCCCACCAACAGCGAGGUCCUCUCCGACACGCUGAAGCGAGGUCUGAUCAGCACGCCUCCAUCAGACAUGAUCCCCACAGUGGAGGGAGGAAAAGCUAACGCCUGGCUGAGGCAGAAGAGCGCCGGCAUCUACGUACGCCCUCGUCUCUUCACUCCGUAUGUGGAUGAGGCCAAGGCUGUCCUGGACGAGAUGAUGGUGGAGCAGACGGAUCUCGUGAGGUUGCGCAUGGUCCGCAUGUCCAACGUCCCUGACACUCUUUACAUGGUCAAUAACGCCGUACCCCAGUGCUGUCACAUGAUCAACCACCAACAAAUGGCUGGCAGCCAAACAGCCCCGCCCUCAGUGGUGGCCAAUGAGAUACCAGUUCCCAGGCUAGCAGUGGUGAAGGAGAUGAUCCGGCGUCUGCAUGAGCUGCGUCACACAGAGCAGGUACAGCGAGCGUUCGCCCUGAACUGUGGUGAAGGAGCGACAGUCAGUUACGAGCUGCAGAUCCGAGUGCUCAGAGAGUUCGGUCUGCCUGAUGGAGCUGCAGAACUGCUUCAGAACCCACACAAGUUCUUCCCUGACGAGCGUUUUGGAGAUGAGAGCCCGGUGCUGGCCCUGCGACCAUCCGCUCGCUGUCGUGUUAACAGCACGCCGGCUGUGGAGAGCAUGUUCACAGACUUACAGUCCGUGAUGGGACUCCAUCCACCGCUGCCUCCACCACCACCACCGUACCACCCCCCCACCACACAGCAGAUCCGGAGCGGCUGGAGGCCCCGUGUCCCCACCCAGCAGCCGUCACGCUCCUUCUCCUACCCGUGUAAUCACUCGCUGCUACACACACAGGCCCCCUCCAAAAUGGGAAGCCCCAUUUACCCAUCCACGGGCGUCAAGGCUGCGCCCCCGGACUGUACCAACCCACAGGGCAGGAUCCAUAUCCCAAACAAGAAAGGGAACAUGGAGCCGGUCAUCAACGAGUUCAUGCCGGACAUCGCCAUGGGCGUUUCAGCCAUGAGUCUGAAGGAACGCCGCCUUCCUGAGGUCACCAUGGAGGUGGAAGGUCACGACCCCCAUCCUUUAGUAUCUACGGUUCCUCCCAUCUCUCAGUGCUUCUCUGGACGCCACGCCCACUCGUCGUCACGCAAACGACACGCGGCUGAGCCCAAACCCGAUGCGCCGCAGCACACACACUUCCCCGACCUGUACGAACUCUACACGCACAGCCGCAAUGACGCUGCACACAGGCUCCACCAUGCCCUGGGAGCUCAGGCCAACCAGAGAGCGCCACCUAAAGGAGAGACGGACCUGACGUGUGGCCUGAGUCCCGACACAGAACCCUACGACGAGUGGAACCCGAGCCGAAGAGUCGCAGGCGCCGGAGCCUCUGCAGCAGGGAUGGGGGAGGAGGGAGGAGGGAUCGGGGGUCGAGAGCGCAGGUCACCUAACAAACACGAAUACCUGUACAGGAAGUCUGCACUAUGACCCUAAAGAGAGACUUGAGAAGGAUUUAAGGCACAAAGUCACAGAUUUAAAGCCUUUUAAUGCUCGGGUUUGAUUACGGGGUUAAAUAUGAUGAAUAUAUCGUGUCCACAUAUUAUUUUAAAUAUUUAAACACCCCGAUUAAGGGGCAAUGAAGCUAAAACUCACUUGGGUUACUGACAAUCAGCAUAGAAAUGAAAUCUCAACAAGUCCCCAAGUGGCGUCACGAUGCAGAACCGUCACUGUGCCGUCACUGUGCCACUCCCUUCACUUCACAACACACUAGCUAAAAGAGAGAGAUUUAUAUUUCUACAGAUGUAUUAUGCAUUUAUCUUUGCUUAGGAAUAAACCCUAAAAUAAAAAGUUCUAGGCAAUAAGUCACCUCAUACAAAUACCACGUACGUACAUGACACGUUUAUAUACCGGUGCUGCGUUCAUGACCAGUUUCUGAUCCUAAACUCAAACCUAGAUUUGUUUAUUUUAUCCGAGUCUUUUAUGGAUCGUUCCUUUGACAGAUCUGACACACGUCGCUGCUACGACUCAUUGCUCAAAAAUAUGCAAAAAUAGUCCAGACGAGUCGACUGAUACGACUCUGGAGCCGUGUAGUCAUCUCUGUAAGCUCCGUCACCCUUCCGCUAACGUCAACGUCUCAAUCCUCUCCCGUGAGCCAUCAUCGCUUUCUGUCCCGUUAGUCAGGAAAAUAACUUGAAAUAAAACCGACUUCACUAAUGUUAGACAGUCAGGAUAUUUUUAUUUAAUAGUAAAUAAAUAAAUAAAAUAAAAUCAAUACAAUUUUAAGCUAUUUUAAAGAUUUAGAUAUUAAACUUGAGCAAAUCUGCUUCUGCAUCUGAUAAUUAUUUAACUAAUUGUAUGAAAUUAUAUCACGAUAUCCCAGCAAGAUGUAUGGUGUUUUAUCACAUUAUAUGUUCGUGUCGCUCAGAUCUAACUCCAAACACAUUAUAAUAAGUUUAAGUUUGGGGUUUAUUUUACUGCUGCCUCGUAGUUUAAGACUCGCUUCUUAAGGAUUAAUCCAUGGUUGGUUUUGUGUUUAUUUCUGUUGUUAUAAACCGACCACAGCCGGAGUUUAAAGGCGGUCAUGAACGCAGCACGUCUCUGUACGCAGCAGACUCUGAUUAACGGCUGCUCGACACCUCGCCGUGUUCCUCUCGGUUCCUGUAGUUCUGUUACGGCUGUAACCGUGAUGCCGCCUGCUUUAUAACCAACAACACUUCACACUUUCGUCUUCUACCUUUUCCUCCAGAGACGUAUACAUCUCUGACCUUGCGCUCCUCUACUACAGAGUAUAAGAAGCGUUUACCUCACAUUCGAACACCUUCAUCCUGCGAUUAAGCGAGAUCUCAUGCUGCGUCGCUAGCAGCCUGAACGCCGCCUCAGAUUCCUCUCUUCCUAUCCUUUGUGAAGAAUAAAGGAUAAUCUCUCUGAUGCAGUCGCUGAUGCGUGAUAUAUGCAGCUUUAUACUGUUUAUGCCAUGUUUCAUGGUACUGUAUGUUACAACAACGUUAUGUCUUCGACCACAGUCACCUGUGCAAGCUGGAAUCAGGGAUCUGUCUCGUCGUACUCGCCACGUUUAGCCCGAUCCUGCGCCGUCUGCCUUCUGUUCAAAAUAUCAGUGUUGUAUUAUAACCUGUGUUUAUUUGUUGUUGUUGUUGUUGCAAACAUAAGACUCAUAAUGCUGCGAUGCCUCAAUGCUAAGUUCCUCUACCUCUCUUCACCUUCUGUCCUCAUUUUUGUGCUUUUUUAAACCUGUAAUCUCCUGUAUCAGGUGAGCCAUGAAACUUCACUGAUAGCGUCCACAUUUCAGAACAGCCCCAUUUCUGUACAUUUAUGACUCGAACCCCGUACAGACGGACGCUAGCGACAACGUCCGAUCCUCCAUUUUCUACGUACGCGAUGCAGAGCCGUCGCUUCAGAGACGAGAUGUCCAAACGAAAUUCUCAUUUCUAUGCAAAUUAGGUUCAACGCUGUAAAGAAGUUACGUGUCCAUACUUUCUGUCCCGCCCGAUUCCUCGGAGCGAACGUACGGCGUGCGAGUUCAGACAUUUGUUCAGUUCCGUGCUCGUAAAUUCUGUUCAAACCUGCGGUCAGAAACAUUGACACUAAGCAGAGAUUGUCGUUGCCUCUGUGUGAAUCUGAGAACAGGACACAGAUCAAACAAACAGGCCACACCCACAAGAUACAAAUAAAUAUAAAAUAUAAUCCAUGUAAUGAAGGAUUAAUGGUGGAUUAUGUGUCUCCUGCCAGUCAUUAGAGCUUUGUGACCAUUUAAAUGCAUUAAAAUAUUUAUUAAAAUAUAAUAAACAGUCAACACUUUGUAGACGUUAAUGUCGUUUCUAUACCCGAGGUAUCGGAUCUUAAAAAUAAUACAAACACAAGAUUUGCUUACUGUAGGUGAGUCGAUUCAGAUUCGAUUCACUUACUCACUACAGUUUGCUCGAAUGUUCCGAGGGUUUAGAUGAGAUUAAACAUUUAAGAAUCACAUGUAAACAUUUCACAGCUCAUACCUGAUGGUGCAUGGAGAGAGACACACACGCGCGCGCACACACACAAGGUUACAGAGCUGUUGCUUUACUCAUGCUGAAGUGGCAAAAUGUGCUGCUAUCAUGUCCUAAGGGCUUGUGUUAGUAAAAAUUUGGAGCAUCCAUCUUCUCCUUUCUGUUCCAUGCUUUGUGUGUGUGUGUGUGUGACAUUACAGUCAGAACCUAUUUGAUCAGAUGUUAAAUCUAAUGAAUUCUGCACUACGUUUCAGAUGAACUCCACCGCGUCUCUCUGAGUGUGUAUCGUGUUUUCUGUUUACUCUUCUGUUUCUUCUGUUUUCUCCUCUUUCUGUGUCCUGACCCGGUUCCCAUGUUCCUGCUGGGUCUGUGUGCACGGAUGGGCUAAAGGACUGUGAGAGGGAAAGAAACCGGUGUAAACUCUGAUCUCCGCAUGUCCUGCUUUAGCUUUUCUCUCUGAUGGAGAUGAUAUCCGAGUGCCUUCAUGCCCGAGGCCGGGCGUGUCCUCUUCCUCAUCCUCCUCCUCCUCUUCCUCACCCCUCUGUCUUAUGCAAGCCAUUUGUACAAGCCUGCAUCUCUCUGUAAGACCAUAGCCCAGGCUCUCGUCUACAAAGAGGCUUUUUUUUUUUUCUUUUCCUUUUGCUUUGUUUUUGUUUAUUCUAAAAAAUAUUUUUUUAAGAUUUUUGGUACCUUUGAAGAGAAGCUUUGUUGUUCUGACAUGUAAAGUGUAAAGAUUUAUAUAUAAAUAUCUACAGAAGAUGUGAUGUGGUGUAUAUACCAGGAGCAAAGCUUUUCUAUUACAUUCUUGUACGGACUUCUAGCGAGAAGUGUCUAUUUUUCUACUCUUCUCUGCGCCGCAGUGUAACAGAGAUCUAUCUGCAAUUAGAGGGAAAUAAACGGCUUUAACACAAA